Messenger RNA from Meriones unguiculatus (Mongolian gerbil), 1119 nucleotides. RefSeq names its product tRNA methyltransferase 61B (gene Trmt61b). Gene Ontology annotation, biological process: tRNA methylation. Gene Ontology annotation, cellular component: tRNA (m1A) methyltransferase complex. Lineage: Eukaryota; Metazoa; Chordata; Mammalia; Rodentia; Muridae. The record is from RefSeq and is a predicted model, not a curated record.
AUGCCAGCGGGCUCCAGCAGUUCGGUGCCCAUCUUUGAGGAUGACUUAGAUCCUGAUGAGGUUGCAGAGUUGGAGAAAGCAGCAGUUAAGACGCAGAAGGAGCCAGGUGGAUUCCAGAAACGUUUGGUGCUAUUUUCAGGAGAUGUUCCCCAGAAGGAGGAUGUUCCUGCUGCUGACCAUGGUGGAUUCUGUCCUGAUGGCGCGCGUCGGGAUUGUGGGGACCUGGCGGCUCUACUGUGUGGAAAACCUCAGACACUGUGGACCUCGCGGGAGGAGUCACCCCCUCGAGAGCAGGGCCACUGCUACCCUCCACGCUGUGACUCCGAGGAUCGCUUGCUGUCCACCGUGUCCCAUUUGGCGACCGAGCCGGGAGAGCUUCACGCUUCCUCUUUUUGCUCCCCUUCCAGAGAGAGACCCCUCCGGGCCUGGGAGUUUAUUACAGCUCAGGCAGGAAAGAGAAAAACGCAAUUAAAGAAAUUAUUUCGGCUCUGCAACGUCGGACACUUUAAUAGUAACGAGCUAGUGUCCUGGGACGACGCCAUGCUAUGUCUCCAUCUUGGGAUACAAGUGACACUAUUGGUGAUGGACAUCAGCACAGGGGCCACUGUUAGGGAAAUAGACUCAGGCUCUUGUGGAAUGAGCUUAUUUUUAUCUGAAGCUGUUGGAUCACAAGGACAAGUCCUAAGUUUUGAGACAAAAGACCACUGUGACUGGGCUAAAAAGAAGCAACACUGGUGUGAUUCAUGGAGAUUAAGUCAUACCCAAGAAUGACCAGACGAUGUGAAUUUUAUUUAUAGUGAUAUUUUAAAGGAAGACAUAAACUCUCUAACAUUUGAUGCAGUGGAUAAGUUAGGUCAGUUAGAAACUGGCUAUGUGGUUUGCCUUACAAAACAGAGAAGUGGAAUUCUAUAUCCAAAAGUCAGACUAAACAUCAAUGAAGAUUUACAAUUAUAUUCUCAAUAGGAAAUUGAGGUUGGAAAUGAAGUGUUUCAAGAGGAGAACCCAUGGUUUAUCAGGGCAAUUGGCCGAGGAAAAGAAUCCCAUUCUGAUUUUUCAUACAGACCAUGUCUCUAUAUUGCUAGACUUGUUCACUGGCAAACUAGUCACACAUGUCAGUAA